UUACAAAAACCGUCUCACGCGCUCACCUGCACAUUCUCUCCCUGGCGUAAGUAUUCACUCAACGCCAGUAGUACUUCCUUCAAAACACUGAAGAAAGCACUCACUGUCACCACUUCUCUUGUUUCAGAUCAGAGACCGAUUAUAAUGGGUCGAUACACUGAAGAUUUCGAGGAGAAAGAGCUGUUGGGGAAAGGUGGAUUCGCAGUUGUUUAUCAGUGCAAGCAUAGACUUGACGAGUCUUUGUACGCUGUGAAGAAGAUACCUUUUAAUGAUCAACAGCUUCAGGAAAAAUUAAGGGAGGUGAAAAUACUAGCAGUUGUACAACAUUCUAGGGUUUUACGUUAUCAUCAGGUAUAUCUAUUUUUCUCUCUAUGUACAUAUACCUUAUGACCCAAACCAGUAUUUGAGACUGACAUCCUAUGUGGAAAUAAUACAGUGGCAUAGACGGGUGGGAAACCCAUUAUUUUUUG
Molecule: messenger RNA, 470 nt
Organism: Nicotiana attenuata
Lineage: Eukaryota; Viridiplantae; Streptophyta; Magnoliopsida; Solanales; Solanaceae
Product: interferon-induced, double-stranded RNA-activated protein kinase-like
Exons: 4
Coding region: 145-390 (81 amino acids)
Biological process (GO): protein phosphorylation
Cellular component (GO): cytosol
Molecular function (GO): ATP binding; eukaryotic translation initiation factor 2alpha kinase activity
Source: RefSeq, a predicted model, not a curated record